Molecule: messenger RNA, 1908 nt
Organism: Nymphalis io (European peacock)
Lineage: Eukaryota; Metazoa; Arthropoda; Insecta; Lepidoptera; Nymphalidae
Exons: 3
Coding region: 256-1908 (550 amino acids)
Source: RefSeq, a predicted model, not a curated record
UAUUUGUUAAACUAAAAAAAAUAUUAAAAAUUCGGUAGAAAAAAAAUGUGAAUAUUCGGUAGAAAAAUAAUAGAAUUAUUGAAUUUUCUUGAAGACUUUAGUUUUGUAUAUUGACUGAUUGUAGAGUAUGUAAUUUAUUCUAAAAAGUUUUUAUUUGAUUCAUUGACAGUUCAUAAAUAUUUGGUGAUACCUACAACCAAUUUGACAUAAUACUUUAUAAAUAAAUUUAAAUGUGUUGUAAAAGAAAAACAAGUGAUGAGUGAAUCCUGUCGAGAAAACCUUCCGCUGUUGUGUGAUGAUUAUUCUGAUGAAGAAUUUCGUAUUCGUAAAUCCAGCCCAAAAUUACAACGCCUAUUUCGGUAUUCAACAUCUGGACGUGCGAGAACUCAGGCAAUAGGCGCUGCUGCUAUCAUCACCCGGUGGCCAGAACAUUUUUCAUCUUUACUAACAUACUGGUGGAUAGGACUUGGCAUGAUUGCGUUCAUGAUUUUUGUCAUGUAUAACAGCAUUGUUGCAAUAUCAAUGCUUCCUCCCACACAUCAUAGACCUUUAAAUUUAAAAACACAAUACAUCUCUGAUCAUGGCGCAACACAUGAUACUGAUAUAUUCAUGCAUAUUUUCGUUACUAAUUAUGAAGAAAUAAACAUAAACGGCUAUUUACCAUAUAUUGAUAGUUUUACUCAAAAAUAUCCAAAUUUCAAGCAUAACUUAGUUGUUAUAAUCAGAGACGAAUCGAAUGAUAGUUUAAAUGAUUUAAGUGAUGAGCAGAAUAAUGAAAUGGCUUUAAAUUCGCUGUGGACGCAUGAGAAAAAAAUUAAUAAAAUAAAAUUACUAAAAAAUACUAAUAUUAAAAUUGUAUCUUUAACUAAAUAUAUGGACGAUUCUCCAUUAAAGAAAUACUGGCGUCGUUUACCGCAACAAUUCUUCGGCUUCUUAACACGAUGUAUUGCAAUAUGGGAAAAGGGAGGUAUAGCGUUUGAUCCAUUAAUACUUACCCCAAAUUCACCUAAUUCAGGCUAUAUAGAAAAUUUGGAACGUGUUAUCGCUAACUUAAGUUCAGAAGAUUUAAAUAAAUCAACAAAAAGAGAUCGUUUAAAAAUAUCUAAAAAAAAAGUCAAUAAUAUAAGAGAUAUUAUAGAAAAUUUAAAAAAUCAAGACGACAACUAUUCUGUGCAAGAAAAUCUAUCAGUGGCAGAAAAUAAAAUUAUUUUGUCUAAAAUAAAUAAUUUGAACAUAUAUGAUAAUAAAAUAAAAAGAAGUACAAAAGAUAUACAGCUUGAGAAAUACAAAAAAAUAGAUUUGUAUAAUAUUCACACAAAUAAAUCUAGAGACUUUUAUGUAACUGAAUAUUUAAAAAACGGCAAUAAGAACUCGGUUGAGUUAAGUAAAGAUCAAGAAUCUAAUCAUUUAUCUUCAACCAAUGGUAUAAAAAAUAAAUAUCAAAUAAAUGACGAAAUGAGUACUAAGCGUAAUCUUCUUCCAAUGUUUUUAGAAUACCUAUAUCACCAACCUGAUAAUGUAUCUGAAAAUACAAAAGAACAAAAAAGUACAAUAAAAAAUUUUACUCUUUCUAAUCAUAUCAAAAACUUCAGUACAAAAAAUGUUACGAAAAAUCAAGCAAACAAUUCUAUAAUAAUGACUUCGUUUAAAAAAAAGGGUUCUAUUGUGAAAGUUGACACUGAAAUCAUUCCCAGUGAAAAGGAUAAUAUUGUUUCGUUGAGUAUCGAUUUGAAGGGUAAUUUAGUUGCCACUAAAACAUCUUGUCAUGCUUUUAUCGGUACUAUUUUUAGCAAUGCCUUACACCAUUCCGAUGACGAAUCAAUCGCAGACUUUAUAAUUACCGAACUGUCAAUAUUUUGUAAAGGUGUUUUAUCGUCAUGUAAAGGUAUUGACAUCAUUUUAUUAUAA